This is a messenger RNA of Octopus bimaculoides (California two-spot octopus), 4954 nucleotides long. RefSeq lists its product as uncharacterized. The record is from RefSeq and is a predicted model, not a curated record. Lineage: Eukaryota; Metazoa; Mollusca; Cephalopoda; Octopoda; Octopodidae. Gene Ontology annotation, molecular function: protein binding.
GACAUCGAAAUCAAUAGUUCAUUCUAAAGAAACUAUUCAAGAAAGACCUCCACAGGAAUAUACUGAAAACCACAUUGAUGCAGUUGUAACUUUUGCAACGGAUCAAAAUAUACAAAACGAUAACAAUGAAAACAUCCAGAAAGAGAACACUGAUUUGAAAAAUUCUUGCAAUGAGAAAAAAGAACAGGAUAUUAAAAGUCCAGAAAAUAGCUACAAUAACAAGAAAUCGGAAGAAACAGUUCAAUCAGAAUCAGUAGACAUGACAAAUGAAAUAACAUUUGCCGAAAUAGACCAAACAAAUUCAUCGUCUGAAUCUAAUUCUGGUGUAAAUCUAAAAGAGAAUGGAAACCUGCGAUCUGGUGAGAGAAAUAUCAGCGCUAAAAUAAAUUUCUACAAGAAAAUUCAACAGCUUAAAGGUUCAAAUAAUUUAAUGCAUGUGAGUAAUACUUCUCUAAAGACGGAGGUUAGUAGAGAGGAGAAAGCAGUCCAUGAUUUACUAAUGGGCAAUAUGCAAGUUGAAUGCCUAAGUGAAGCCAAAAUCGUACGAAUAUUUACCAGCAGUACAUUCACAGAUACCCAACACGAACGAAAUUACUUAAUGGAGAAUGCUUACUGUAAACUGAAGACUUUCUGUCAACAAAAUGGCUACCAGUUUCAAGUUGUGGACAUGCGUUGGGGUAUUGGACAAGAUGCUACCAAUGACCACCUAACAACCGAGUUGUGUAUGAAAGAGUUGAAACUAUGUCAGAAACUUUCGACCGGACCAAAUUUUGUGACAUUCCUCUCCCACAAAUAUGGUUAUCGACCUUGCCCCAGAAUCAUCAACAAAGCUAUCUUUGAAAGGUUUUCAUCAGACAUUAACUCCGCCGAAGACAAAGAACUCAUACAUCGUUGGUACAAAGAAGACCUUAAUUCGUUGGCUCCCUCCUACAUUCUUCAACCAAUUGGAUAUGUUCUUCCAUUGUUUCUCAGCCACAACGAAGAAGAAAGGCAAGAGGCCACACAACAGUGGAAUAAAGAAAGCAGCCAACUAAGAAAAAUUAUCUGUGCAGCAGCUAAACGUCUCCUUGAAGAAGAUGAAGCCAGGCGUUUCCUAAUGUCAGUCACCGAAGCAGAAAUUAUGCAAGGAAUUCUUGGAACAGACCAACCUGACCAGCAUUGUAUUUGGUUUAAAAGGAACAUAAUCGAUAUUGAGCACCAAAGUAAUGAUGAAUAUCUAAGCAGUUUUAAAGAACAACCUAAUAUUUCUGAGGAAUUCGAAGAAUCCCAAAAUUUACUCUACAGUCUCAAAAAUGAUAAGAUACCAUCCAUUUUGAAGGAAAACAUCAUGACGUACGACGUAGAAUGGAGACCAAAAGCGAUCUAUAAAGCAAACCGAUCAAUACUAAACGACACCUUAUGUGAAGAAGUUCGGCAUCAUACGAUAUUUUGCCAGAGAAAAUGCAAAUCAUUUUUCGGAAGGAAUGAUCUUUUGAUGGACAUAAAAAAAUACAUAUUAAAUGACCGGAGCCAGCCAUUAGUUAUCUACGGUUCAUCAGGAUGUGGUAAAACAUCAGUUCUAGCAAUGACGGCUAUGAAAAUACAUGAGUGGACCGAAGGCAAGGCUUCAGUUAUUAUUAGAUUCCUUGGCACCACUCUAGCCAGCUCAGAUGCUAGCAGUCUUAUGAACAGCAUAAUUCAACAGGCUCAAUACACAUAUUCAUAUUCACAACCACUGACGUCGGAUAAAAAGAAACUUGAAAUUCAGUUCCACGAGGCUCUACAGAGAAGUUCUUCCGAAUGUCCACUAGUUUUGAUUCUAGAUUCCUUGGAUCAACUCAAUGAUAUGGGAGGUGGGAGACAGCUAAAAUGGUUGUUACGAGAUAAGUUUUAUCCUCAUACAAAGAUAGUGUUGUCCGCCUUGCCAGAAGAGGAGUACAUUUGCUUUCCAAAGCUCAAGGCAUGGUUAAAUGACGGAAGCCAGUUGAUACAAGUUACCUCAUUGUCUAUUACCGACGUAAGAUCCAUCUUGGACUACUGGUUGCACAACAAUGGUCGAACUCUUACGAUGAGUCAGAGAAAAAUCCUGCUCAACGCCUAUGAAAACUGUCCCCUUCCACUCUACUUAAAAUUGUCUAUAGGCAAUGCUUGUGAGUGGCACUCCUAUUCGGAUCCGUCAACUACAGUAUUGCAAUCAUCUGUAGAAAGCAGUAUUAACACACUCUUCCAAUGUACAGAGAACAAACACGGCAAAUUACUCGUAUCAAGAGCUCUUGGUUACUUGACAUUGGUUCAGAAUGGUUUGUCGGAAUCGGAACUCGAAGAUAUCUUGUCAUGUGACGAUGAAGUAUUGAACGCUGUUUAUAUUUACUGGACGCCUCCUAUACGAAGAUUACCUCCCCUUCUUUGGGUUAGAAUAAAAAAUGAUCUAGAAGAAUACUUGGUUAACCGAGGGUCGAAUGGAAUUCAGGUGUUAUACUGGUAUCACCGACAGUUUAUAGAAGUGGCUAACGAUCGCUAUUGUUUCGACCCAAAAGUCAAAGAAAAACUGUUUCAAGGCCUCAUCGACUUUUUCAGUGGGACUUGGGCUGAUGGAAGAGCGAAACCGUAUGUUGGAAGAAAUGGUCAGAGCGGAAGAUCGGAUCGGUUAGUUACAUCACAGCCUGUUCAAUUUAACAACCGGCCAAACCUGAGGAAGUUGAACAUUCUUCCUUAUCUCCUUACCCAAGGCAAAUCAUUGCAGCAGCUUAAAGACGAUGUUUUACUAAACUUCAACUUUUUAUUCACUAAAUUAAAAGCUACGUGUGUUAUGGAAGUUGUAAACGACUUCUCGUUAGCAUUAGAAAAAUUUCCUGGAGAAGAGGAUCUCGCAAUUGCUAAUAAGGCAAUCUUGUUGUCCCAGAAUGCUUUAGACUACGACCCGAACCAACUAGUAACACAGCUCCUUGGACGAUUAUCCAAAACGCCGGUGGCGCAAAAUCUAUUAUCGCAAUGUAAAGAGUCAGGUGUAGCCUACCUUGAAGCUGAUCAAAAUGCAUUUGCCUUACCUGGAGGUCAACUAAUUCAUUGUAUUCCUGCACACAAGAAGAAAAUUAUUUCAUUUGAUAUGAGUUCUGAUAAGAAGAUGGUCGUAACCUUGUGUUCGGAAGGAAUCGUGAAGUUCUGGGACAUAGCCAAAGGAAUUCAAUCUAGUCGUUUUGAAAGCGAUACAGAUAAACCUGAAAAAGUGCAGUUCUGCUGCCAGAACAAAUUUGUCGUUGUCAAUCCGGAGAGAAGUAUUAUUUUCAUCAGUGUUCAGACAACAUCGUUUUCACAUAACAUCGAAAAUAAAUCUCUCGGGAAAGAUGGAAUAUUUGUACCAGAACCCUUUUUUGAAGUGUGUGGACCGGAUAAAACCUUAAUUGUUUUUCACUGUAUACUAUCUCUUUUUGUCUGGGAUAUUCCUUCCAGAAAACUAAAACACAAGAUAUAUUUAGAAAAUGAGGAGAUUGCUGAGGAAAUAAACUCAACCACUCAAGCGGCAGGUUCAGAAGAAUAUUUUGCUCUUUUAGUCAUGGGAAUCAUUUUGGUCGUACAUCUGGAAACUGGUGCCACUAAAAGUAUCAACGUAGAAUCAAUAGUUGAAGAAUGUGACAUUGAUGGAAUCGGUCUGUGUCCGCUGAAUUCAAUACUUUAUUUUGGAUGUCCAGAAGAUGGCACUUUAUACACUUCCAAUUUGAAGGAUUGGAAAGAAGAUAAUGUCAAGCAACUUAAAGGUAAUAAAGCAUAUGCUUUCGAGAAAUUUCACAUAUCAUCAGAUGGCCAAGCUAUUUAUUUCUCCAGGAAAACGACACUUCGGUACUGGGAUCUAACUACAGAUGAGCUUUCAGUACUCAUCCCUCAGAAUGGAUCCGACUUAAUUGAUUUUGGUAUAGUCAGCAAAACUGUUGCUGUAAGUGUGUCAGAUGACAGAAACCUUCGAAUAUGGGAUUUGACUUUAACACAAAGCGAUGAUAAUAUGCAAGACAACAACUAUGAUUACGUCUGUAGUGGAUCUGUACGAAAAAUACAGUCUUUGAAAAACGGACGCUAUGUAACAUUUGAAAUAGGUUUUGGUCCUCUGUACUGGUACAUUUACGACGUCUGGAACAGCAAAGUUAUCAUAGAGUUGAAACUGGAAAGGGCAACUUGUGCGACCCUGAUUAACGAUUAUAGUCUUGCUGUAGUAAAUUCACAAAAUUAUUUAAAGAUUGUCGACUUGCAGUCUUGUCAGAUUUUAGUAGAACUUACUGAACCUGUUUCACCUGGAGUGAACUUUGUGCCAAUUAAAGAAGGUAAAGUUGCAUAUUCAGUCUUAAGAGAUUUAGAUUCAGCUAACAACUACAACAGCAACAACGAUAGCGCUAAGGGCCACAACGUAGGUCUGGUCUUUAUUGACCAAGAUGACAUAAACAACGUUGUCUAUAUCAUUGAUCUAAUGAAUUACACUAUCUUACAAAUACUGAAGUCAUUUGAUGUCGAAGGCAGUCGUGCUUUUCUUAAGAAUGUAACUUGGUACCGUCAAGUAACAGACGAUGGUUCGGCCAUGAUCAUUCUCGUGGAAAGGUUUCUAAACGGAGGACAAAUGCAAUAUUUUAGUCAUGCUGUUGUGUGGGACAUUGAACAUGGCAAUGUACAGUGUAUGCUGGUUGACCACGAGUACCUUGAAGCGAACUCUCAUGUGAAAUCAGCCUCCUUCUUAUCAGAUGACCAAUCCGUUUUAUCUAAUCAUAAAGACAACGUGAUAAGAAUAUUCUCGGUUAAAUCAGGUUGUCUGUUCAAACGUCUAGAACAACAUCACAGCAACAUUUCAACCAUCGUUAUACCAAAUGCUCAUCAUUGUUAUCUACUUUCUUACUCUAACGAAGAGGUGGUCUUUUGUCUUUGGAGAAGUGAUACCUUUGAAAAUCUGGCGACUAUCAAACUAGACGAAAAGAUACGUGACCUCAGCGCUUAG